Danaus chrysippus (African queen) is the source of this 3513-nucleotide messenger RNA. The record is from the annotation of a GenBank genome assembly. Lineage: Eukaryota; Metazoa; Arthropoda; Insecta; Lepidoptera; Nymphalidae.
AUGUUAAUCAAAGAAUAUAGAAUACCGUUGCCACUCACUGUAGAGGAGUAUCGCAUAGCCCAAUUGUAUAUGAUAGCAAAGAAAAGCCGAGAAGAAAGUUCCGGUGAGGGUAGCGGAGUUGAGAUUAUUGUUAAUGAGCCAUAUGACAAUGGCCCUGGUGGAAAUGGUCAGUAUACUCAGAAAAUAUAUCAUGUUGGAAGCCACUUGCCUGGUUGGUUCAAAAGCCUACUUCCUAAAUCAGCCUUAACUGUGUCCGAAGAGGCAUGGAACGCUUAUCCCUAUACUAAAACAAGAUACACCUGUCCAUUUGUUGAAAAAUUUUCCCUUGAAAUUGAAACCUAUUACUUUGCUGACAAUGGUCAUCAGGAAAAUGUCUUUAAAUUAUCAGGAAGUGACUUAAAAAAUAGAGCUGUUGAUAUUAUCGAUGUAGUUAAGGAUCAGCUUUAUGGCGCGGAUUACGUGAAAGAAGAAGAUCCAAAGAUAUUUGUAUCUCAAAAAUGUAACAGAGGGCCAUUGUCGGAAACAUGGCUUGAAGAUUACUGGAGAGAGGUUCAAGGCAAAACACAGCCAUUACCGAAUGGCAAAUCACUUAUGUGUGCGUAUAAGUUAUGUAGGGUGGAAUUCCGUUAUUGGGGAAUGCAAACGAAAUUGGAAAAGUUUAUUCACGACGUGGCGCUUAGAAAAACGAUGCUCCGAGCUCAUCGGCAAGCAUGGGCCUGGCAAGACGAAUGGCACGGCUUGACUAUGGACGAUAUAAGAGAAAUUGAGAGACAAACACAGCUGGCUCUGCAAAAGAAAAUGGCGGGUGAUGUUGGUGAAGACACAGAUUUAUCUGAAGAGAAUUCAAAGUCUUUAGCUGCUACUAUGAGCAGUCUUGAAAAGAACGAGGAUACUGCGAGUCCAGUAUCGGUCAAGAAAGGCAUGGAAAAGAGAGUACAAAAGCAAUUAAGUCCUGAAAGUACUCCUCCAUCAGAGCCCAAAUCAUGUUCAAAGUCUAACCUUAGAUCAUCAUCUUCGGGGUCUUUAAAAAGCUUGCAAGUCCAAGUAGCCAGUUGGAGAAUGGAAACCCUUGUAAGAGAAUCAGAAACAGAGACUGGUUCUGAAGAUGAGUUUUAUGACUGCGAAUCUUCAUUUAACAAAUGGUCUUCAAUGUGUUCUUUAGAUGAAGGUGAUAUUGAUAUCUCGCCGACACAAGGUGAUCUAAAUCAAGAAGAUAGUAUAUUUAAUCCGACGUUCUUAAAACGAGUUACCUCAGAAAGAGGUUCACGUAGGUUGACAAGCUUGCAAAGUCACCAGAGCAUAGAUGGAUGUCCUGAAACUCCAGUUCAUAGUUCCUGUCCUACAACAGUUUUAAUACUUGUUUUUCACGCUGGUAGUGUACUUGAUGCAAAUGUUGACAUGACUGCAAAGAAAUCUGACGUCACUACAUUUAAAGGGGCUUUUGAAUCCGUUAUGCGUCAACACUAUCCUACUCUUGUGGGACACAUUACUAUAAAAUUAGUUUCGUGUCCGUCUCUCUGUACAGAGGCUCUUGGAGUAUUAUCUACUUUGAGUCCCUACAGCUUUGAUUGCUCUCCAUCUACCGUGGACAGUCCAUCUCUGACAAAUGAUCUCAUACCGAUAGGUGCUAUACCACUUAUAGCAACCUCUUCUCCAGAGUAUCAUGAGUAUGUAACUAAAACCAUCACAGCUGCUAAUGUUGUUUAUAAUGACUUUAUUAAAUCAGAUGAUGGAAAAGGUUUUAACGGUCAGGUCUGCAUCGUCGGUGAUAGUAUGGGCUCCAUAUUAGCAUACGACGCUUUGUGUCGAACAUUACAAUACCAGUCGCGACAUGAUAGUGAAAAUAGUAUAUUAGAUACUGAGAUAACCAUCCGUAACGAGCCCUCGGAACAUUACUUAAAUAAAUCUCAUCUUCAAGCUCCGACGCCAAGAAGACGAUCAUCCACAGCCAGCGAUAAUCAAACAAAGUUGGAAUUUGAAGUUAGUGACUUCUUUACUUUUGGGAGUCCGCUAUCACUUAUACUAGCUUCAAGAAAAAUAUCAGAUGACAAAUUUAAAGAUCUCACGAAGCCACCCGUUCAACAAAUAUACAACUUAUUUCACCCGACGGACCCUGUCGCGUCUAGAUUGGAACCAUUACUGUCAGCAAGAUUUAGUAAUCUAGCACCGAUUAAUGUAGCUAGAUAUGCUAAGUAUCCUCUGGGUAACGGUCAGCCAUACCAUUUGAUGGAGCUCAUACAUACUCAUCCGACGUUAUUCGGUGACCACCUACCAAUGCCACCUACUCCUGUUUUAAGACGACUCUCUGAAGCAUCAGUGCAAAGUACAGUUAGUGGAUUAGUGGACAAUAUACCAUUGAUCACAAUGAAUGCUCUCCAACAGAAAUGGUGGGGCACGAAACGAUUGGACUAUGCCCUUUAUUGCCCCGAAGGGUUAACGAACUUUCCUAUGAAUGCUUUGCCACAUCUAUUUCAUGCAAGCUACUGGGAAAGUUCGGAUGUUAUUGCUUUUAUAUUGAGACAAGUGGGUCAUUUUGAUUUGGCUCUGUACGGUCAACAAGAAGAUAAAGACUGUUCUCUGUUUAAACCAGGACAGGAUAAGGAAAAGUGGAUGAGAAAACGUACAUCGGUUAAAUUAAAAAAUGUCGCAGCCAACCAUAGAGCCAAUGACGUGAUUGUCGGCGAGGGCUGUCCGCAAACAUUCAUCGCUAGAUUUAUGUACGGGCCGUUAGAUAUGAUAACAUUGACUGGGGAGAAAGUAGAUAUACAUAUGAUAAGAGACCCCCCCGCUGGUGAAUGGACUUUAUUAUCGACAGUUGUUACUGACAAAACUGGAAGGAUUACCUACACACUGACUGAUAAGCAAAGCGUCGGAUGUGGUAUCUAUCCCGUCCGGGCAGUCGUACGUGGUGAUCACACUAGUUGCAACUUCCACCUCGCAGUGAUCCCUCCACAAACGGAAUGUGUAGUAUUUAGUAUUGACGGGUCAUUCACGGCGAGUGUCUCGGUCACUGGUCGUGACCCGAAGGUGAGGGCUGGUGCCGUGGAUGUGGUACGUUUCUGGCAGGAUCUCGGUUACCUCAUCUUGUAUAUAACAGGAAGACCUGAUAUGCAACAAAGGAAGGUCGUCUCCUGGUUAGCGGAACACAAUUUUCCUCACGGUUUAGUCUUCUUCUCGGACGGAUUCUCCACCGAUCCUUUGGGCCACAAAGCCGCUCAUCUACACAGUCUCAUAACCGAACAUGGAGUUAUAUUCCAAGCAGCCUACGGUUCUGGUAAAGAUAUUAACGUGUACCACAACUGUGGUUUGCCGCAGAAGCAAAUAUAUGCUAUUGGGAAGAUAAGCAAGAAAUAUAAUAACCUGGCGACAACCUUGAAUGAUGGUUACGCUUCUCAUUUGGCGGAUUUGAAGCAACCAGGGGCAGUGAGGCCCGCCAGGGGGAACGCCAGACUUCUCGUACCACGGCGUCUGCUUGCAUCAGUAAGUAAUUCUUCUUCCCGUGGACGUCGCUAA